Molecule: messenger RNA, 12127 nt
Organism: Amphiprion ocellaris (clown anemonefish)
Lineage: Eukaryota; Metazoa; Chordata; Actinopteri; Pomacentridae
Product: thyroid hormone receptor alpha
Exons: 11
Coding region: 1758-3008 (416 amino acids)
Biological process (GO): positive regulation of transcription by RNA polymerase II; cell differentiation; thyroid hormone receptor signaling pathway
Molecular function (GO): nuclear receptor activity; RNA polymerase II cis-regulatory region sequence-specific DNA binding; zinc ion binding
Source: RefSeq, a predicted model, not a curated record
CUGCUCGAGACCGCUCCCCGCUCCUCCUGACCCGCAUUCACCCGUACUGUACAGGCAUGGGGGAGGACCGAGCUUAGAAAGCGAGUAAACGCUGUAGAGUUUCCCCUCUGCACACCGUGGCCAUGACUUUGGCAGUCCCGGGCGGCGGCAGCGGCUCUCCCGUCUCCACGCACCUGAUAGCGGACUGAAAGGGGGAAGCUAACACCGGGGAGAGGCUUUAGCAGACGCCGACCGAGACGAUUUUCCAGACGGGUGUCAGAACUGUUCAUCUAUUUCAAGGAAGACGCUCUGCCACCUAAUGUUUUUGCCAACAAAGAAGACUGGGCUUCAUCUUCAAAGCACCAGGUGGAACCCCUGAAGAAACCUACCUGUUGUCAUUCAGAGGCAGAGCCAAGAAUUAACUCCUUUCCAGAUGGACACUGGCAAACCACCAGCAUUGUUUUUCAGAGAACAGAAGAGAGAAAAAUAUAUUUAAGAUUGAUACAGCACAGUUUUACCUCCCGCCAUCUUGCUCCGAUCCAGUCAUAGAGAAACACUUCUGCUUUCUACCUCCUAGAGAAAUAGAAAAGGAAGAAAAUAGCAAUUUAUUAUCCGUUAUCAGUUCCUUCUUUUUCUUCUCUACGUGCAGCAUUUUUCCAUUUUACCUCAGGGAUUUUCUCCCACUGCCUACCUCCGCCACCGAAACAGCCAACUGACUGGAACACGGAGAGCAAAAAACACACCCGUGACAUCUCACUGUUGUUACCGUGACAACCUGUAUUGCCUCUCAAGCUCUCCUUUCUGCAACCGUGACAACCAGCAAUGACCUUGGACCUCAUACCACCUGCCAGCUCUGUCCUGCUCCCUGCCUAAAUUGUACUGACCCGUGCUAGCCUGGACCUGGAGCCUAGUUAUUACCGGAAGGAACGAGGGCAGCAGCUCCACUCCAACAAUCCCCUAACCCUCCUGUACGGCAUACCUGGCAGGCAACUAUAUACCUCAGCAAACACAGCUUCUACAUAGACGCUCUGUCAAGGAAAUAGAAAGGAACUGCAACAGCAUUCACUUUUCUGGUGCUUUAAUCUGCCCAGCAGGUACCACAUGCUCAGUAGUCUGGUGCUUCAAUCUACCCAGCAGACAACUCACUCUGGCAUCUUCCACUCGCCUCAGAGGCAAGACUAUAGCAACAGUAGCCAGGGAGGCCUCCAGAGAAGCAAGGCGAGAGACUCAGGAGUACCGCCUGGCAGGAAACUUUGCUUCAUUCUCUCCACAGGAAAGUCACAUCACACAUAAGCCUCACCGUCCAAGCGGUAGCAUAAAUCAGCAGAUUGCCCACAGGGGCCUGCAGAAGUUUCCUCUUUACCUUGAGUUUACUCUUCACCUCGUGGAGCCUCCAGAGUAGUAAAGCUAUCCAAGGAGCUGGAGAAGUUCUUGGGAGCCUCAUCUGCUUUUCCUACUCUGCUGGCAAGACACAAAGGAUAAAGAAGUUUCUGGCAGAUUUAACGCAGAGCUUUAUACACCCUGGAACACACAAAGAGUAAACACUGAGAAGAUCCAUAUUGUGCGGCGACGACAAGCAAAGGAGGGACAGAAGCAGAACGAGUCAAGAAGAAUGCAAUGCUUUCUCUCCGUCCCAUCGUGCUCCUUCCAGCCAAUCGCUGCCCUCACUCUCAGAUGGUGGACUACUGAACGGGCUGCCGGCGAAUGCUGAGCAGGCUGGCGCACUCGGGGUCCGCCUCAUUGUCCUGUGAUUGGCUGCUGGACGGGACUGAGGCCCAAUGGAACCAAUGUCCAACAAGCAGGAUAGCAAUUCAUCGGAGGGAGACGAGAAAGGGUGGCCAGAUGUGCCGAAGAGAAAGAGGAAGAACAGCCAGUGUUCGGUGAAGAGCAUGUCAGCUCUUAGCGUCUCUGUUCCAGGGUAUAUCCCCAGCUACCUGGAGAAGGACGAGCCGUGCGUGGUGUGCGGAGACAAAGCGACCGGCUACCACUACCGCUGCAUCACCUGCGAGGGCUGCAAGGGUUUCUUCCGCAGGACCAUCCAGAAGAACCUCCAUCCAUCCUACUCUUGUAAAUAUGAAGGCUGUUGCAUCAUCGACAAGAUCACCCGCAACCAGUGCCAGCUGUGCCGCUUCAAGAAGUGCAUCUCUGUGGGCAUGGCCAUGGACUUGGUGUUGGACGAGAGCAAGCGUGUGGCCAAACGGCGUCUGAUCGAGGAGAACCGAGAGAAGAGGAAGAGGGAGGAGAUGGUGAAAACGCUACAGGUUCGGCCGGAGCCGGACACGGCAGAGUGGGAGCUGAUCAGGAUGGUGACCGAGGCCCACCGGCACACCAACGCCCAGGGCUCCAGCUGGAAACAGAAGCGCAAGUUCAUGCCGGAUGAUAUCGGCCAGGGUCCGAUGGUGCCCACUUCAGACGGAGAUAAGGUGGACCUGGAAGCCUUCAGCGAGUUCACCAAGAUCAUGACCCCCGCCAUCACUCGCGUCGUCGACUUUGCCAAGAAGUUGCCGAUGUUUUCAGAGCUGCCUUGUGAAGACCAGAUCAUCUUGCUGAAGGGUUGCUGCAUGGAGAUCAUGUCGCUGCGUGCAGCCGUUCGCUACGACCCCGACAGCGAGACGCUAACGCUAAACGGCGAGAUGGCGGUAAAACGCGAGCAACUGAAAAACGGCGGGUUGGGCGUGGUGUCGGACGCCAUCUUUGAUCUGGGCAAGAGCCUGGCGCAGUUUAACUUAGAUGACUCGGAGGUAGCACUUAUGCAGGCUGUGCUGCUCAUGAGCUCAGACCGUUCAGGGCUGACCAGUGUGGAGAAGAUCGAACAGUGCCAAGAGUCCUACCUGCUGGCAUUCGAGCACUACAUCAACUACCGCAAGCACAACAUUCCCCACUUCUGGCCCAAGCUGCUGAUGAAGGUGACGGACCUGCGCAUGAUCGGGGCGUGCCACGCCAGCCGCUUCCUCCACAUGAAGGUGGAGUGUCCCAACGAACUGUUUCCCCCGCUCUUCCUGGAGGUCUUUGAGGACCAGGACGUUUGACUUUACCUCGCCCCCUAAAAGGACACAUUAGUGGCGGCGUUGGUAGAAGAGGAAGUGUAGGUGAAGGACAAGAGGAGAAGAAAAACUGGAUUUUUAUUUUUUCUUCGGUGAGAUUGUGCCCUGUAAACUCAAUUUUUUUUCUUUUUUUGGCCCUUUUUUUUCUUUUUUCUUUUCGUCAAACACUCAGAAGACCUACCGCCUGCCACCAGCAAAUACACAUCAACAUCAUCCGACAGAAACACACUGGCAAUCUGGCUAUGCCUUCUGUCAUUCAGAGAGGUGCACACACACACACACACACACACACACAGAGUACAAGAAUUGUAAAGGUUUAUAUAGAUCUUCAGAGAUUUAAAACACACUGCCAUAAAAGUAGAGUCUAUCUAUAUGCAAACAUAAAUCACAUCUAUUCACUCUUUUAGCACCUGUACGGACAAACAGCUAUAAUGUUCCCGCAACUAAUGCAAACUGAGGGGCUUGGUUUUGUGUCUACUAGCUGCACACCCACCAACACCUCAGACAAGUGUCAUUUUAUUUAAUCUCUGGGACAUGACCAUUAACUCCUCAGACAACCCCACCCCUCCAAACUCCCGCCUCCCUUGCAUCUCCUUGACUGAAAUGCGUCGUUCGUCUGCGCUUGCAGCCCAAACCCUCAUGGCUCUGUGAGUGUUCGUCAACCUACCUCCCUCACGUACUGACCUCUCUCUUGUUCCGUCUCGUGUACACACAGAGACACAUGCAAACACACGCGAUGUACAUGUACAAAACCCAGCCCUACACUAUUACCUCAUGCCUAGUAAAGUGUGUUUCCUCAUUUAUUGUCUGGGUGGUGGUAGUUUCACUAGAAAACAUGGAGCCACACAGUUCUCAGUUACCAAUGUACCUCUCUGCUAGUAGACAAUAGAGUGGAAACAUUUCUUAUGCAGUCCUGAUCUAUAAUGUAUUAUUUAGACACACGUAUGUCUUCUAACUGCAGUCACAGGUAUUAUUAUUAUGGAUUAAAGGUUACAAGAGGUCAUGAACAUUGUGGUGCUUUCUGUGAUCACUGAAGAGGGAAUGUAGUUACAUCAGUGCUUGUCUGCUAAAAGAAAGCAAGUAUUGAUAUCCAGCUUACGUCCAAUAUUCUGAGAAAUGUUGUUUCUUGCUCAAAGUUGGAUGAGAAGUUUGGUGUUACUCAUGCCUGUAUGGGUAAAUAGAAUAGAAGUUAAAUGCCAGACUAUUUGUCAGUCUGGUGCAGUAGCAUUUGAUUAUCUUUGGACAGAGUCAGGAAACUCCUUUCCCCACUUUGAAUUUUGAAUUAAGCUAAUGGCUUUAAUUACGGAACAGACAGAUUAAAAAAAAUCAUAUCAAUCUUCUCACUAAACUCUUGCCAACAAAGCAAUUAGGCAUGAAUCCCAGAAUGCUGAACAUGGUUCCAAAGUAAUAUAUUUUAACAGCUAUUUGAUUAAUUUCCAUUAAAUCCUCCCAGUGGAUGGACUCUAUCUUUUCAUCAGGUCAGAAUUUAACUUCCUUCAAUACUUAGAGCUACCUUAAAAACCUAUUCCUAUUAACCUCAGCCAUGCUUGGUGCUUAGAGCUAACUGUGGGCGCUAAGCGUUUGUCCCCCUCAGACAGGCUCUUCGGGUCAUUUUUUUCACCACUCUGCGGAUAUAGCGUUGAUAGCAGCAGCUGUUUUUAGCAACGACGCUCUAAACCUAUAAGUAUACUUGCUGAAAAUGUUAGCAGUAUAAGAAUAUUUCCUUCAGGAGGUGGUGGAGACCAACACUGGCCUCAAACAGAAUUAUGAUUGGACUCAAAAACACUACUUUAAAUCAAUGCGUUGUUAAGUCAUUGCUGGAUGUAGUUCCAUUCCUGUUCUGUUUCUGCAGCUCCUUUCUGCUGCCCCCAAGUGGCCAAAAAAUCAAUUAAAUGAAGUUUCUGCUGUGGCUUUUUGCAAUCAGGAUAAUCCGAAGUUGAGUUUGAAUAGUCAAUAUUACAUCCUAUGUCUUUUCCUAAACAUUUUUUUCGUUGACCUCAAUGAAAAAGUCACGAGAUCAAGAAAAGACAAUUAGGAUAAUUCAUGAGAACGUAAGAAAAGACAACCACGGUGCUAAAAUAAUCUGACGGCCCUUUCGUUAGGGUGUGUCAUCGUGUUGCGGUGGAUAGUGUGUCGCUUUGAAUGUUGUGGCUGUAAGGAAUUGUGUGGAUUUUCUUAAAGGAAGGUCUACUGUAUCCUAUGCUAAAGGAGAUAAGAAAGGAACCACUGAAGAAGCUUUCCUUGCAUUUAGAGAAUUAGAGCAGCUCUUAUCAUAGCUGCAUCUCACAUACUUCCAGGUCUUUUCACUCAGUUGAGUCUUCCUCAGCGAAUAAAAGACUAUUUGACCUCAAACAGUGUAUGUUAUCCACCUUCUCUGUGCUAAACAGUGAGAGGUAAGAUAGAAAUUCUGUCGUAAUCGCAUUCCUAAUUUAAUGUUUACAGAAAGCACUGGUUAGAACAUCUUAUACUUUUGCAUCUGAAAAUGAAAAAAUCUAUCAUAUUGUUAUUAUAAUAACUAUAGCUUAGAACAGAACAUCUACUUAUAUUUAUAUAUAGCUGAAAUACCUCACACAUACCUCCUGUUUUCAUUACCUCACACUCACCCAUUCAGUUGUUUUCUGAAGUAUUACCUCAUUUGUUUUGUUGCUUAUCUCGUCGUCGUCCUGAAUAACCGUGUCAGUGUGCAUGUCUUUCACUGCUAAUCGCGCCGUAGUUCCACCUGCUCAGCUCUCCUCCGUCUUGUGAUAGGUUCAGCACUAGCACUUGGUGGUGGGAGAGGAUGGUGGUACCUACCUCUCCAGGCCUAACCCCCCCUCCGUCGCCUGCAUUCAUUUCAAGUCCCGCCUGAAACCGACAGAUUCUACCUCACCUCUCAUCUCAGAGCAGCUGCCCCUCUGUCUGCAACACACACACACACAGAUACAUGAAUAUACAGUAUAUAUGUACACGGUGCACAAAUAAAUGCCAGCAUGGACCCACUGAGAGUGCUGCUCCUCCAACAGCGAGCAGCGAGUCUUUUAAACGGGCCAUGGAUCAACUACCGACGGCUGACAAGGCAGUUUUUGUAAUUUUCUCCCUUUUUGUCAUUUUUAUCACACACCACUGGGGACCAAGAGUCACUCUGAGUUCUGUUUUUAUUUGGGAACCUGAAAUGACAACGAGGGCAGAGGUGAAUACGUGACAUUACUGUGUGCCGAUUGAACUUACAGGUAACUGUCAGGGGAGAACGACAGCUGGAAGCUGGGACUCCAGUUGAAGCCAUUUUGGCCCUUUUGGGUCAGGCCAACUCUUGUGGGUGGUGACUGGGAGGUAAAUAAACAACAAGUGAAUCAGCAGUAUUUGCCUGUGGAUACGGUUUCAUCCCGGUCGAGGUGAGGGGAACGGCAAGCGUGCAGCGGUGGCGAUGAGUCCAGGCUGAGCCACGGGAAAACCUCGCGCAGAUUUAUGGCCCCGAUAAUACAUCUUCAGAUCCUUCCCUCGCAGCAGUCGCAGCAGAGACGGACGAGCUCUCUAAAGACUUCCUCAGCGACUGUCCUAUCCCAGAAACUUACAACGUGAAUUAAUCACUGCUGAAAAGAUCUCCACCAAGCAUAUCCCAAAAUGCCAUCCACUACAAAUAAUUAUCAGGUUUUUUUAUGUUGCACUAAAAAACACAAUGUCUGUAUCCCUUAGUAGCCCUGAAUUCCUUCCUCUAUCCCUUCCCCCAACAUCUGUCCUGUUCCUGCCUGUCUGUAGCAGUCUUAACAAUAUUCUCUCAGACACAUAAACACACACACACGGUCCGUUAUCUGUUGAUUACCUGUUGAAACAUGCCAGGACUGUGACAUGGCCUUUAGGCGUCGCCACUCUCAGUGUUACUAAUCUAUGUUACAGGGUAUUUCAGUAGAACGUGCUGAUUACACAGGGAUAAGCGCACACACACACACACACACACACACACACACACACACACACACACACACACACACACAGCAAUAGGUUGAUCGAGCUGUACAGGUUCACGCCGGCCGUCUCCUGGCUUGCUGUGUUUGUACUCCGCUCACUAUCACUGUGAAUGAAAGAGCCAUGCUGCAACCAGGUCAUGGCUCAGACAGGGAACUGAUGGCUUAGUAAUUCAUACUCGUCAAUGUGCCUCACAGAGGUCGGUAAUACAGACAUUCACAUACAGUAUAUAGAAGCAUAUAUUUAUAGAUAUGGAGUAUAUAUACAGAUAUAUAUAUAUAUAUAUAAAAAUGUUACAUGUGGCAUUAGAGCUAUCAGUGGCUGAAUUUACGCUGCCAGCUCCAAUCGGAUCAUGAAUCUGUCUGACCAAUCAUGUAGCAGAGGGUGUCAGAAGUCACUGUACUCAGCUGUAAUAUAAUAUCUAUAAUAUUUAUGUUUUAUUUUCAGAUAAUAUGAUGCAUUCUAAUGCUCGUUUGCCUUGUGGUGAUCACCAACUACCCUUCAUAGUCCACCCACCUUUUGCAUACUCCUAGAUGACUUCACUUCUGCAUCUCUUUUUUCCUGUUCAGAGACCGUAGAGAUGAGGUCAGCGUCGUGAUUUGUGAUCUGGAUUGGAGCUGGCAGCACAGCCUCUCUGUCUCUCUCUUUCUCAGCCAAAUGAUCACCGGAGAAAUCCUCUCCCUGUCCUCUUAAAAGAAACACACCAGCACCACAGAGCACACUGCCUUCAGCCAUGAUCAGUUGCACCAGCAUAGUAGAGAGACAGCAACCAUCCUCCUCACCGAAAAGCCAUUAUACCUGGACAUCAAUGCCAUCACACUGCUAUGUUCAGACAGCAGGCAGUUCCAGUUAGUUCUGUAAAUCUGGUCUGUUAACAGUGACAUUUUUAAUGGACUAGGUUGGACAGUACACUCAUUUACUGACUAUGUGACCUUGUCGUCACAGUAACACGGCACAGGAGCAUGUUAUCCGCUAGACAACUCAAGAUGCCGCAACAAACUAGUGCGUAUUCUAACUUCUCUGGCUUCAUAACCUCCUUGCCCUGCGUUCAUGAGAGAGGAAUUCAAGAAACCUUCUCCUUUAUUUCCUAAAAUGAUUAUCAAAACUCAAAAUAGGAAAUGUUAUUUGCUCUGCAUGCUUAAAUAUGUAAUGGCAAUUUUACAGUAUAAGCAGCAUUGAAAUGCCUCCAGCUGUCAGAGCCACAGAGUCAAAAACUAUUUUUCUUGUGGCAAUAAAGCAUUGUUUGAAAUAAGCAGCAUUGCUGAGGCCGUUAGGAGUUGCCUCAAAAGUUGUGCUCUGUAUGACUACCCUGUUUCCCUUUCAAUAAACCACAAAGUCUCCGUCUUUUCCACACCGUGACCACAGAAGUGUGUUUUCUCUCUCAGUCUCUUAGAUUAAAGUUAGGGUUAUGUUACGUUUACAACAAACUAAAAUGUGAACUUCAUGUGAAGCUUUGCCUCUGCAGCAUGGCACGAAACUCUAACAACCACACUGAAACAGUACAACUACUGCUUUUAUUACUUACCCAGGGAAAACAUCUGUCAGUCAACAUCCUCACAUCUGCGUUCCCCCGUCCUUCGAUCUACGCCCCCCUAAACCUCGCGUUCCCAUUCUAGUCUCCUGUUUUUUCAGUCUUCCUCCUGAUUUACACCCUGAACUCCUUUUUCUAUUUAUUUCACUCUCUCCUCUCAGUGUGCACCUCCUUCCUUUCCCGCACACUCAAAAUGAAACCUACCCCAACUCAUACUAGCACUCUUUGGUGGAGAAAGACGACAAUCCCUGCAGGAAUAUGUCCACAUGUGGAAUGUAAAAUACUGAAAUUGUACGAUUAAAGACACGGUGUGAAGUCCCACACUCAUGCUUGUUCUUGAUGUUGUUGAUGUUGCUUUCGUUGUGCACCAAGUGUUCGUUGUUCUGCUUAUUCUAGGGUGGAUGAGUUUUUAAGGUGGGGUUAAAACCCAGAUCGUGUGACAGACGGCUACUGAGUCCUUUUUUUAAAAAAAAAAAAAAAAACCUAUGGUAUGUUUGUAAAAGACUUGUGAUGUGAGGACUGAAAAUCUUGAGUGAUGUAAAGCAAGGGAUGAAGUGACUUUGUUUUGGGUAGAGAAAACAGCUGUUUUAUGAUUAUUCUUUCAUGUUGUUAUUAAUUUGCACCAGAUUUUCUUGGUAAGUGAAUUUCUGUCUAUCUGUGAUGAUGCUUUACUGUGAGAAUGGCUGUAUAUGCACUUUCAGACCAUCGUUGGUGCAGUGGUAGCUAGUGCUCUAACAUCAUCCAGGGCUCAGGCUUCAGUUCACCUUCAGUUCAGCUGGUAGAAAAAAAUAACUACAUGGGUCAUCCUGUUAAUACACUUUAAAAAUGAUGUUUAGGAAUAGGCCUGCUGGUCACAUUACACAUUCUAAUGAGAGUUUUGGCACAAGAGCUGUGUUCACUAGCACUUUAAUAAGCGUUGUAUUGAAAAUAUAGGCGAAUUGUAUUAUUCAAAAUAUAUGACUUUGUAUUAAAGAUUUUUCAGAAUCACCUUCAGAACAUGAAGUUAGAUUUUAUGCUUCCUGCCUUUUUGUGAGUUGGUGCUUGUAAUAAGCUGAGACAUUAAAAUAUUCCCCACAAUAUAAUUCAUUUUAGGCCUUAAAAUCAUCUUAAUUAGUGAUGAUUAUCAUAACUUUCUCCAAGAUAUGAGAGUUUCUUUGAAUCUAGAUCUUAGUGGUAUUUAAAGGAACCACAGCUUAGCUGAUAUCUUAACUUGUAAAACGUAAACACAUGACUGUCAACCAGACUGCUGAUGAUUAGCUGUAACUAAAAUAGGAACUAAUUAUCAACUGAAUCUGCUCCCACAUUUGGGAAAUUUGUAUUUUUACAACCAAAGCACUUACAACUAACAAGCACUCACAGUUGUUGAAGAUGUUCUAGGUCUAGCAGAUAAUUUGUUAUUCAUAGACGUUUAAAUGUACAGCUAACUAGCUAGCGUUUGGGCUAAUCUGACACGAAUCCAUUUCCACUUUCAAACAACCGGCUGUUCUGCAAAGACUCGUAUUUUUAGAGGCGUUUUAGGUAUUUAAUGAACAACCAGCCACAGAGCUUCUUCAAUUCUCAUGUUUUUACAGCUCACUUCUCCCUCUCUUAUUGUGUAAGGACCAAAAUCAAACAAAAUCAUUUGAAGAAAAUUUUCAUUUUUCACUUAUAGAGUUAAAACUUUUGUAGGGGGAACUGUGCAAAAUUAUUUAACAUAAAGACAGGGAUUAAAUAUUAUGUUUCAUUUCUUGCUUUGCUCACAGAACAAAACAUUUUACUAGUGUCACUAAAUAUCGUUGCGUUUCCGGGGGUGAAACAUUAUGUUUCACUAAACACCGUUUACAAAAAAGGGAAAUCUUUCACAGGAUUCUUAAUCAUUUGUAUGGACCAUAACCUUCAAAAUCAAUCCAUGCAAUCUGCACUUUCCUUCAAAACAAUAAAUCUCAUAACAAUAAUAAUAAUAUUGGUACAACUUGAUGUACAGUUCACUAAAUGAUCAUAUAGAAUUUAAAAUGGUGUCCCAGAACUUUUUAGAAUUUUUGACUGGCCCUGCUUCCUCACUAAUAACUUUCACAUGAUCCCUUAAAGUACAUCCAGAAUUGUUUCUACAGUCAAAUCCAUGACGUCAGCUGAACUGAACGAGGUUGAACCUGGGCCCUGCUCUCCACAGUUGCUUGGGCUGUAUCACUUGCUAAGCUGAGCAUUUGCUCUUACUCCUGAUCUGGGUCAAACAAAAAAAAAAAAAGAAACACCACUCACGUCUUGAUCUCAAUCUGAAUCUGACCUCAGACCAGGGUUCAUCUUGCAAUGUAUUCUGUAGAUCUGCCGUAUAUAACUCUCAAUGUUGUGACAAGAAUAGUGCUUUUAAUGGUAAUAAGCCUCACCACACAAAAUAUAAAAGAAACACAUGAAAAAAAGUUUAAAACAUCACAAUAGAAACCAAAAAAAAAAAAAAAAAACAAAAGAUUUGUACAACUAUUCAUACCUCAUCGUACUGCUUUGCACCAGAGUAAAGGAGGGGGAGUGAUCAGUCUCAAGCAUGGACAAACAGGAGCACACCACGCUCUCAGGAUGUUUAAAAUGUGGCCCCAAAUUUUUGGGGUAAAAAUUGGUGGCUUGACAUUUUUUUUUGCUUGGAUGGUUUAGUUUGGAGCUCUUGACUGAAGCCUUUUCACAUCCCAGAAAUGUAAGCGAGACAGGAGGGAAAAAAAUGACCACUCAAAAUAUGUUGUAGAUGUUGGGUGAAUUUGGUAAAAUGCUUACAAGAUCUGUUCAGGUUAGAUACAUCAUUGUGACAAUGUUGUGGCUCAAGACAUGUUUGAAAAGUACUGCACUUACGUUGUUAAUGGCUCUACGGAUUUGAUAGCAUGAAAUAUGAAGCCAUGCUUUGAGUAUUUACUGUAUCAUCAGCUGGCAGAUAUUUAUUCCUUCUCUGUGUGUUCUGCCCUGACAAACCAAGAGGACGGAAGCUUCAUCGGGACGAGCGUGUACAGGAAGGAUGCACUGAGUCAUCUGGCCAAAUCAAACAGUUACUGCAAGCUAAAAUUACAGUCUCAUGUACUCAGCAACUGCAAACAAAGAAUCCAAAUGACACGUUAUCUUCCCCAAAUCUCCUCAAAAGCAAAUAUAGUUACACACUGCAAUUUGGAUCUAGUGUAUUUCAAACACAGGCCAGUAAAUUGUGCCUUGAACAAGAACAGUUUGGGACCUUAAGUCCCAGACGACUAUUCCCCUGAUGAGAAUGUCCUCUCUUGUUUUUGUUUGUUGCUCCCUGCAGCUCCCCUCCACGGUGACUUUAUGCGGUAGCACACAACCCGGCCCUAAUUAGCGUAUCCGAGAGACGACAUGUGAGGCCCUGCACAAGCAGUAGGCUAUUUCCUGUUUGCGAAGCAGCCAUACAUUUUUUUGGCAGAGCACAGUGUUGAAUGUAAAGCUGAAUGAGAUGUGGGUUGAAGCACCCCAGACAAGAGUUUGACGGUGUAUUUAAUAAUGCUGGUUGUGGGUUUGUAAUGGGCACGGUUGUUGUUUGUCUUGUUUUCUGUGACAAAUCAUUCAUGGCACAAUCAGAGAAUGGCAUCUCAAUGGCUCAAAGCUGUUUGUGUUUGUGGCUAUGUGAAAUUCAUUUUCAACAUUAUAAAAUUAUUUGAUAUCA